This is a messenger RNA of Leptomonas pyrrhocoris, 1557 nucleotides long. RefSeq names its product putative mitochondrial RNA-binding protein. The record is from RefSeq and is a predicted model, not a curated record. The transcript has a single exon. Gene Ontology annotation, molecular function: RNA binding. Bases 868 to 1557 code for a protein of 229 amino acids. NCBI's taxonomy places the organism in Eukaryota, Euglenozoa, Kinetoplastea, Trypanosomatida, Trypanosomatidae.
GAAUUCUCAACUUGUUGCUCAUCACUAUAUAUUUCCACUUCACUCUCUCUGCUCCGUGCGAUUGGGACUGUCGUCAGCUCUUUUAGGCUUUCUCUUUCUUUAUUAUUAUUGGUAAGCCUGACAGAACACAGCGUGAAAACCUGAAGGAGAAGCGUUAUACGACACCACGUACUCGCUCUUGCCCUCAAUCUCCGCUCCCUUCUUCUUUUUGCCGUUCACCCACUCAAUCAGCUUGUGCUACGACGCCUUUCUUUGCUCCUCUCUUGUUUCUCUUUUUUUUUCUAGUAGGAAUUUGCUGUCGUACUUCCCUAGUGUACCUUCUGUGAUUUCCAUUUUCUCUCCGUCUGCGGAACUGCCUUGGUCUUUCUCCCUGUCCCUCCCUUCUCUCCCCCGGUGCAGCCACCACGCCAAAAUUAGUACUAUCAUUUAGCUCCCCUCACCGAGAAGAAAGCAUUGUCGAAGGAUCUUCUUUCGGCUUGUCUCUUUUUCCACCCCACAUCUCCCCUCGUGUCUGUCGUACUCCCACGUGUGACUGCGGGCAGUCGUGUGUGUGUGUGUGCGUGCGUAGCCGCACCCUCCAUUUCUAUUUCUUCUUUCCGUCUCUUCGUAUUCCAUCCAGCGUAGCCUGGAGAUAAUAAUAAUAGGCACACAGGCGACGAAACUCCCUUCUCAAGAGUUCACCCAACCGGCACGAAAGACACGUCACCAGUUCACCCGCGUGGAAUACAGCGUUGUUGACGCAUUUCUCUUCACAGUUUUGCUUUUAUACUUUCCCUUUUUUCUUUUCUGGGUAGAAAACGCCCUAUUCCUCUCCCUUCUCUCUUGAGGUUUUUUUCCUUUGAUUUUCAAGUUUCCGAACUUGCGACGAUGUCCUUCAUGCAGAUGGCCAGCAACACCUCUUCUCCGGCCCUGCAGGCAGCAGCAGCGCCAGCGCCGGCGGCGGCCGCCAUGGGCAGCAGCUGUGGCGCGGUGGGCGGCUACGCCACCGACCCCGAUGCGCUGCGUAACCUCAUCGUGAACUACCUCCCGCCCCUCAUGAACGAGGCGCAGGUGUACGAGCUGUUUGGCCAGUUUGGCAAGAUCGAGAGCGUCAAGAUCAUCUAUGACAAGAUCACCGGCGAGAGCCGCGGCUACGGCUUUGUGAAGUAUCAGUUCUUCUUCUCCGCCACCUACGCGGUGUCGUGCCUGAACCGCUUUGAGAUUGGCGGCAAGAAACUGAAGGUGGCGUACGCAAACGCGCAGGCGGCGAAGGAGGCAUACGAGAUGGUGCGGCUCUCCACGAUGGCCCUGAGCCUGCAGCAGCAGCAGGCGAUGCAGUCGAUGUACUUCAACCAGAUGAUGCUCUCGCGGGAGGAGGGCGCGAACACGGCGCAACUUAACGGGGCAGACGGGGGUGAUUUCUUCUGGAAUGGCAUGGGUGGCGGCUACGCGGCGAGUCAGCGCAGUGGUGCGUCCUCGUCGAUGGGUGGCGGAGGGGCGGCGGCGGCCUACCACACGCCCUCCGUGCCCGGCGCCGCGCGAUCUUCCAUGGCGCCGAUUACACCGAUUGGCUUGUAA